AUGGAACUGCAGUUAGGUGUUUCUGGCCCAACAAAACCCAAUGUUGAACAAUCUAUUGCGCUAGUACCCCCAGACAACGUGGAGGUCACUCGGAUAUCGGCGGUGGUUAAAGGUCUCUGCAAGCAUCAGAAUCAGCUACACAUUCGGCUGCACUUGCCCGGCUUGAGAAAACCAGUGAAUGAAUGCAAGCCUAAUAAAUCCUCCAGUGGAAGCAAAUGGACCUCUAAAUUCAUGUCAUGCGUCCGCGCGAAGGAAGAUCACUCGCCGACAAGAGAAGCUAGAUCUAAGAAGAGUUUUUCACUUCAGCAAAAGCGACCAGACUCGAUAUCAUUAUGGCAAGCAACAGACCCGCACGGGGAAUUCUUGCAGGAAUCCAAGAACGGAGAAUGGAUACGAGCUCCUGAUAUCCAACAACCCAGCAAUGGACAGAUAUGGCUGAGGGCAACUGGCCUGCGAAUAUACCUGCUUGUACUAGUUUGUACAACUGACUCCUAUGCACAGUCCAAUGAAGGCGAAGCAGACAGAUCUUCUAGAGCCUCUCUGUCGUCAGUGCUUCACUCAUCAGAGGGGUCAGUUUCCUCAGACUCCUUCGGUGCAAUCUUCCCCUAUACGUACUUCUACUGGGAGUCCAGAAAACUGGCACGAAAGUUCGACAUACAGUGCAGUAAGAUGACAGUCGUCGACGACUACAUUCAUCUGCUCCUUGUGCCAUUUGGAAACGCAGUGUGGACGGAUGAAGACCUUCAGAGUAUUCAAAAAAGUGCAGAGAGUACUCGAGUAGCAGAGACCGGUGAGACAGAAGACACUACUCUGGGUCAGAAUAGGAGCCCUCAGCUCAAAGACCCCAAAGAGAUCGAAGGUGGCACAGGGUUGGCGGGCGGUUCACAGCAACAGAGUAUAGAACAGAAAGACACAAAUGCGUGCACAAAUGGAAUCAAUCUGGAGGCAAAGCCGGACACAAAAGCAGCAGAACCGCUUGCAUUAGACCAAACCAAUGCUAAAGAAGAGGGUAAAACAUUAUGUUUCAGCAUAAGUUGUUUCUAUUGA
Molecule: messenger RNA, 1047 nt
Organism: Dibothriocephalus latus
Lineage: Eukaryota; Metazoa; Platyhelminthes; Cestoda; Diphyllobothriidea; Diphyllobothriidae
Source: the annotation of a GenBank genome assembly